This is a messenger RNA of Fusarium graminearum PH-1, 1107 nucleotides long. RefSeq lists its product as uncharacterized. Gene Ontology annotation, cellular component: membrane. The transcript has 2 exons. The coding region runs from base 1 to 1107 and encodes 368 amino acids. Lineage: Eukaryota; Fungi; Ascomycota; Sordariomycetes; Hypocreales; Nectriaceae. Gene Ontology annotation, molecular function: glycosyltransferase activity. The record is from RefSeq and is a predicted model, not a curated record.
AUGUCUCGCCUGAGCAGCGAGGAAGAGAUGAAACUUAUGCCCGUCGAAACAUUCUCCAAUGCCCCAGCUUAUCGGACCCACAACAGUCAAAACCCCAGAAAGAAGUGGACAAUCCUGGCUAUUUCUGUCGUGAGCUUCCUUCUCUUCCUAACUUUUGCUUCGAUAUAUGGAUCCGAUGAAGUACCAAAGAUAGAAGAGGAGGUUGAAGAGCCCCAAUUUGCCGAAAUUCGCAAUAUCUCAACAUAUCAGGAACCGGAACGGAGUUGCGGAAAACGGGAUGAGGCUGCCAACAUGACUAUUUGGAACGAUGUUGUCAACAAGACAAGCAACUUGACGGAGGACAUGUUCACAAUUGCUAUCCAAACCUAUAAGCGACCGACCCAACUCAAGAAAACCAUCCAACAUCUCGUCGAAAACAAAGUACCCUCACUUUAUGAGAUCGUCGUCGUCUGGAACGAAAUAAACGUUGAGCCCCCAUCAGACUUUAUGAGUGAACACGGCGUGCUCGUUCGCUAUCGCAGAUCCGAGAAAAACAGUCUGAAUCAGAAGUUCCUUCCUGAUCCAGACUACAGGACCCAGGGAAUCCUUCUCUCCGACGAUGAUUGGAACUACAAUACGACCGGCGAUCUUGAAUACGCAUUUCAACAAUGGAGGCGUGUGGGCAUGCACCGUCUUACGGGAGCUUUUGCGCGUUGUUGGACUUUGAACGAGGUCACCGAGACUCCCAUUUACAGCUUCAACUGCAAGGGCCAGGACACCUAUAGUAUGAUCCUGACAGGUAUGGCUUUCACGCACAUCUCGUACUUGGAGUACUAUCACUCGGAGGACGAGAUCAUGACAAGCGUUCGCGAAUUCGUGGAUGAGUCUUUCAACUGCGAAGACAUCGCACUCAACUUCGUCGCCAGCAUGUUGACAUGUGAAGGACCGCUUUUGGUCCUUGGUAAAGACAAGUUGGACAACCAGCAUGCUAGCUCUGGCAUCAGCUCGAAACCUGGACACAUUUUGAGGAGGAGUAAGUGCUUGAAGAAGUUUGUGGAUCUAUUUGGAUAUAUGCCAUUGCACGAAGUGCAAGGCUAUCUCAAAAGAGGCGUGAUUGCAACUCAGUAA